Messenger RNA from Arachis stenosperma, 510 nucleotides. RefSeq lists its product as uncharacterized. The transcript is spliced from 2 exons. Bases 1 to 510 code for a protein of 169 amino acids. Lineage: Eukaryota; Viridiplantae; Streptophyta; Magnoliopsida; Fabales; Fabaceae. The record is from RefSeq and is a predicted model, not a curated record.
AUGUCCCCUUAUCAGUUGGUCUAUGGUAAAGUCUGUCACUUACUAAUUGAGUUGGAGCAUGGAGCAUACUGGGCGAUCAAGUUUCUGAACUUCGAUGCUCAAGCUGCAGGAAUAAAGAGGAUGCUUCAACUGAAUGAGCUUGAUGAAUUCAGAUAUUCUGCCUAUGAGAAUGCCAAGUUCUAUAAAGAGAGAACCAAUAUAUGGCAUGACAAGAAGAUUGCCAUCCGAGUCUUUCAGCCAUGUCAGAGAGUGCUUCUAUUCAAUUCAAGGCUCAAACUCUUUCCCGAGAAGCUAAAAUCCCGAUGGUCAAGACCGUUUAUAGUAACUAGAGUAUCACCGUAUGGUCAUGUGGAAAUUCAGGAAGAGAAUUCUGACCGAAGGUAUUUCCUGGCUGAAUUUGAGGAGCUAGAGCAAAAGUCUGAUUCAGAGACAGAAAAAGCACUGCAGAUGUUGUUCGGAUCUGACCUUCUUGCACUCAGAAGAGCUUCUCCAGAGCUACAAAAGUCCUAA